UUUUUAUAGAUAAAGUUAAUUAAGUAAAAAUCCAGAAUUAAUCAUUUCAACAACCUGCCAUCCACAUCAGCGCAAAUCCUGGCCAGCAGAGCUAUCUACGUAUGUCUAUACGCGCAGACAUAAUUUUGAUCCAUCGAUACCGGAUAUCAACCAGCCUUGGAUCCACGGAUUGGGUGUGAGAACGCAUCGGCAGAGUGCUGAAACGACCAGAGUCAUCGGCAUCGGUGAAGAUCUUCGUGCUUGUGCUUUCGUUGUGACCCUAUCGCACGUCGUCGAGUCGACCUUCGCAAAAGUCUGCAAGCAGCCCGCGUCAGCUUCACUGCUAGCUGCCUUGCUGUGCUCGACCGUGGUGGUGAUUGCAACUGUGAGUACUUAGCGCCUGCCUUUAUUCGAUUCGCGAAAUGACUGGCAAAUAUGAUUUUGUGUUUCACGCCGCGUUAGGUCCUAAUCAAGAAGCGGACUCGGAAACGAUAAAACAUUUAAACCGUAGACGAGGUUCCGUAAAAUGUAGGCUGACUAAUUUCAAAAAGUUUGUAAAAACAUUUGAGGGUUUAACUUUGUCCGAUACCCAACGCACAGAGCUCAAUUUACGCAUGCAGGGAGCUCAGGGUAUUUUCGAUGAUUUUAGUGAAAUUCAUAAUCAGUUAGAAAGUUUAAUUCUCGAUAGCGAAAUGGACUCACUUUUUGAAACCAGAGAGGUGUUUGAAAGCGAAUAUUACGCGAUUUUAGCUCAAACGCAAUGUAUGGUGAAAUGCUCGGAGAAAGCUAAUGAACCUAUAGUGCAAGCUUCUAAUAAUUUGGCGCAAACAGUUCGGCUCCCCGUCAUUUCUUUGCCUACCUUUGACGGAUCUUAUGAACACUGGUUACAAUUCCGUGACACAUUCGCGUCUUUAGUGCACAACUCGCAAGAAAUAACCAGCAUUCAAAAGUUCCAUUAUUUAAAAUCAUCGCUCAAGGGUAAUGCGCUUCUUGUUAUCGAUUCGCUUGAGUUUUCGGCAGAUAAUUACGCAAUUGCUUGGGAAUUACUACUGAACCGGUAUGACAAUAGUAGAUUGCUAGUGCACAAUCACGUAAAGGCCUUGUUUUCUAUACAAUCGCUUAACAAAGAAUCGCCGGCACUGUUAAGAAAGUUAUUAGAUACAGUUUUAAAGAAUUUACGCGCUUUAAAAUUGCUCGGUGAGCCCACAGAAAGUUGGGACACACUAAUUAUUUAUUUAGUCUCUAAAUUAGACCCCACCACCGAACGUGAGUGGGAGCAAUACAAAAGCACUUUAUUACCAGUGUCGAACGAAAACAAAACCGCGCUUAAGGUAGAUGAUUUGCUAAAAUUCAUUCGCGACCGCGCUGACAUGUUGGAAACAUUAUUGGUUACGCACAGCCGGUCCAGCUCACAUAGCACUUAUCCGCAGCAUGAUGCUAAAAAAUCAUACACUCAUAACGCGCACACGGCUCCAAAGGUUCACUGUAAUGUUGUCACCGAAAAGUCCGUGGACAAAUCUCACUCCAAACAAACACCUAACAAAAAAUUAUGCAUUAUGUGCAACGGUAAACAUCCUUUGUACUCGUGUCAAGCAUUCAUUGAUUUAAGUUUGCAAGAUAAAUUAAAGUUAGUUCGCGAUAAAUGUUUGUGUGAGAAUUGUUUACGAACAGGGCAUGCGCCCAGUGAAUGCCGAUAUGGCCCGUGCAGAAAGUGUAACAAAAAACACAAUUCCAUAAUUCACGAGGACGAGGAGGAAGGUGCCAGUGACAAGCGCUCCGUAGCGUUGCUGGCAACAGACAACGCAUCAAAGUCGCCCUCCUCCUCGAUCUCUGAUAAUAAUAUCGCACGCGCACAACACGUAUUGCAGGUAUCGAACGCACACAUAGACGAAGACUUAUACGCGCGAUUGUCUUCGAGGCGUCCUGUAAUAUUAGCAACCGCCAUUGUCGAAAUUCCAGAUAGUUACGGUAACUAUCAUAAAACGCGAGUGAUUCUCGAUAAUGGGAGCGAAGGUUGUCUAAUUACCGAAGCGUUGUGUGACAAAUUAAAUCCGCUAUGUAUACAGUCCACAGAAGAACUAAACGGUAUCAUGAAUUUAGCUACACAUAGUUCGCGAGUAUGUGAGAUCGAAAUAAAUUCACUUGUUACCAAUUUUAAGGCGCGAUUACAAUGUCGAGUUUUACCGAAGUUAACCUCGUCAUUGCCUACGUUUCCGAGUAAACGUAAUCAAUUCCGCAUUCCAGACAACGUACGUCUGGCAGAUCCCAGCUUUCAUGAAAGUCAACCUGUUGAGGUCCUUAUAGGAGCUGACAUAUUCUGGGAGCUCCUCGUAGGGAUAGUUGAGAUAAGGCGCUUAACGAACGGAUCAUUUUUAAUAAAUACCCAGUUAGGAUGGAUCGUUUCUGGACCUGUCUUCUCUAAUACGCGCAAUACAAAGCCUAUUAAUUGUAAUUUUAUGCAAUCUCUUGACGCGACCUCAUUAGAUAAUCAAUUACGUAGGUUUUGGAAAAUAGAGGAGGUGCAGGUAGAUUGGGACGCAGCUGUGCCCGAUGACCUCACGCAAGCCUGGCACCGCUUCGUAAGCAACCUGGCUAUUUUACCUAACAUUCGCAUACCACGUCAUGUUAUGUGCAAUGAUCCUAUAUACCCGCAAGACUACACCCCUUUAACCCCUGCUCAUUUCCUUGCUGGACGUCCGCUGACAGCCCCUGCGUGCGCUGACCUCAACGACGCUCCCGUGCACCGUCUGUCACGAUACCAGCGAGUGGAACAAAUGCGACAACAUUUCUGGGCCAGGUGGUCGAAGGAGUUCAUAUCCGAGCUGCAGGUCAGGACAAAGUGGACGCAAAAUUUUGACGACCUAAAGGUGGAUACCCUCGUCCUAAUCAAGGAGGACCAUGCUCCGCCCCUCAAAUGGAGCUUAGGGCGAAUCACCAAGACUUACCCGGGCAAAGACGGCGUCUCCCGAGUAGCCGAUAUCCGCACAUCCCGCGGCACUGUACGCCGAGCUUUUUCGAAAAUCUGCCCGCUACCUACGCAUGAUGAUGACUAA
Molecule: messenger RNA, 3032 nt
Organism: Cydia strobilella
Lineage: Eukaryota; Metazoa; Arthropoda; Insecta; Lepidoptera; Tortricidae
Exons: 4
Coding region: 402-3032 (876 amino acids)
Source: RefSeq, a predicted model, not a curated record